AUGAAUACCAUUACCCCAAAAAGGCGGAUAGAUUUGCUCGUCCGGCAAGGCAUCGAUAACCUCCGGGAGAAGACCGCAAUACCGGACCAGGAAAGAGCUAUCACCGGCCCCACACCAUCCCGUUUUUGCCUCUCCACCCGUUUCAAGAUCCGAAGUGGGGAUUUCUCAUGUUUCCAAAAUGACAUCUCCGAGAAAUCCUCUAUUACCGAAACCCGCUCACGGCUCCUAGAACUCCCAAACGAACUACUGUACAUGAUCGCAUCCUACCUCAACCUCGGGGACAUGGAGCGUCUCCGACGCACAUGCCAACACUUCCGCGCCCUCCUCAACCCAGACUUCCUCCGCGCACACUUCGGCGGCGACGAACUCUUCUCCAGAGAAUUAACCUCGUACUGCCGAUUCUGUCUCGAGCGACCGGGCCGCGAUCGCCUGAUCCUCCAACCACAUUCCCAAUCCCAACACCUAUCCGCCCACGACCGUCCCCUCGGCUCCAAAUGCUUCCGCUGCGCUGUCUUAGCCCACGAUCUCCACGUCGACACCCGCGUGGCCCUCGCUGAUGGCCAAGAGGCGUGGAUAUGUCGCUGGUGCAGGUGGCCCAUCCACGUCUCCGAGGCCGUGACGCCGUGCCUCUCCAAGGACAAAUACCACGCUGCCUGCCUCGCCCGGUACAAUUGCGUGGAGUGGUGGUUCACGUGGCUCGGGUGCGCGCAGUUCGCAGUUGGUGUCGUGGCUGCCGCGCUCUCGCUCGUCUACUUUCGCGGCGAUAUGCUGGUUUUCGCCCCGGUUGUGGCGGGCUUUGCGCUGAUGUGGGUGUGUAUGGGGGUUUUGGCUUUCGGGGGAAGUCGCGUGAGGGCUUAUCAUUGCGUUGGGGUGCUGGAAUUGGUUAUUUUGGGGCUGUGGGUUCCGCCGAUGUAUGCGGUUGCUAGGGGGCUUGAGGAGGGGGCGGUACCUAAGCGGAGCGCUGUUACGGCGCUGGUUUUUUAUGCUGUUAAUAUGAUAUUUCGAUUGCUUAACUUUAUCGGCAAUGUCUUAUUGAUGUUUAGGUAUGAUAUCACGAAGCACUAUGUCCCGCAACAGUCCCCUAUGAGGAAGCUGCUCAACAUGCUUAUGGCGGGAUUGAUAUAUUGGACGGAUCCCCAUUUCAUUGUACAAAGAUAUCCCCCCGAGAGUGACGAGAGUGACGCGAGCGAUGAGAGUUUUGAAUAUAUAUAG
This is a messenger RNA of Annulohypoxylon maeteangense, 1212 nucleotides long. RefSeq lists its product as uncharacterized. The transcript has 2 exons. The coding region runs from base 1 to 1212 and encodes 403 amino acids. NCBI's taxonomy places the organism in Eukaryota, Fungi, Ascomycota, Sordariomycetes, Xylariales, Hypoxylaceae. Gene Ontology annotation, molecular function: protein binding. The record is from RefSeq and is a predicted model, not a curated record.